Macadamia integrifolia is the source of this 1140-nucleotide messenger RNA. RefSeq lists its product as uncharacterized. The transcript has a single exon. NCBI's taxonomy places the organism in Eukaryota, Viridiplantae, Streptophyta, Magnoliopsida, Proteales, Proteaceae. The record is from RefSeq and is a predicted model, not a curated record. Bases 1 to 1140 code for a protein of 379 amino acids.
AUGGAGAAAAUGAUCCCUAAGAUGGAUAAACCAAUUUGGGAGAAAUCUCUUCGUGACCUUUUUAUUAAAAAUAACAUUUCUUUCAAUGUUGUUCAAUCGGAUAGUUUCAUCAAUUUUGUGAAGUGCACAACCCGUUAUGGUCCUAGUGUUCCUAUUCCAAGUUAUGGAACCCUUCGUGGAAGAAUAAUUCCUGAAGCAAGAAAAGACCUUGAAAAAUAUGCUGAAGAAGUAAAAUUUUUUUGGAAGCAAACUGGUUGCACAUUCAUGUCUGAUUCAUGGACUGACCUGAAGAAGCGGUCAUUUCUUAAUGUGAUUGCUUAUUCCCCGGGUGGUGCUCUCUUUUUGAAGUCAGAGGAGUGUUCUCAUGCUAGAUUGGCUGCUCCUUAUAUAUUUGAUAUUCUUGACAGAGUGAUUCAAAGUAUUGGCCCAAAUUUAGUGGUUCAGCUAAUUUCAGACAAUGCAUCCAAUUAUUCAAGUACACUUGAUAUGCUUACUGGAAAGUAUCGUUGGUUGUUUAAGACUCGAUGUGCAGCCCAUGGUAUCAAUCUAAUGUUGAAGGACAUCUAUGAAAAAGUUUUUUGGAUUCAAGAAAUUUUUGUUGAGGCAAAAAGAAUUAUUGACUACUUGUACAAGUCAAUAAUUGUCUUACAAUUGAUAAGGAGUUUCACAAAAAAUGACCUAAAAUAUCCUUGCAAAACUAGAUUUGCUUCAAACUUUUUAAUGCUUCAGUCAAUUGUUGAAGUGGAAGAGAAGCUUAGACUCCUAGUUGCAUCAGCUGAGUGGAGGAGUCUAAGAAAUUCUAGAUCUGUUGAAGCAGAUAGAGUAGUGUACACUAUUCAAAGGGAGUCGUUUUGGAAUGAUUCAAAAGAGAUUUUGAGAUUUAUGGAACCAAUCAUUCGAGUUCUUCGUUUGGUUGAUGGUGAUGAGGCUACAUCAGGAUAUUUGUAUGAAGCAAUGGUAAGAGCCAGAGAGGUAUUGAAAAAGCUUUAUGAGGUUGACCAUUGGUAUAACCAAAUUUUGGAUAUCUUUGAUAAGAGAAGGGAUGAAAACAUUUUAAGUACCAUUCACUAUGCAGCUACUGUAUUCAACCCUGCUUAUUUUUUGAGUGAAAAAUUCAAAAAGAUUCCUCAAUUGAAAUAA